Molecule: messenger RNA, 819 nt
Organism: Coffea eugenioides
Lineage: Eukaryota; Viridiplantae; Streptophyta; Magnoliopsida; Gentianales; Rubiaceae
Exons: 3
Coding region: 1-819 (272 amino acids)
Source: RefSeq, a predicted model, not a curated record
AUGAAGCAAGAGAUUCCUUCAUAUGCCAAGUUCCUUAAGGAGAUCAUGACACGAAAGAGAAGAUUGGAGGAUCGCAAAAUGAUAGCAUUAAUGGAGGAGUGUAGUGCCAUUAUACAAAACAAGUUGCCACUAAAAUUAAAGGAUCCGAGGAGCUUUUCUAUACCCUGCACCAUUGGUAAUAUUAAAUUUUAUAAGGCAUUGUGCGCCUUGUUAACAGAUCUGUCAAUUGCAUACCCAUUAGGAGUUUUGGAAAAUGUACUAAUUAAAUUUCAAAAGUUCAUCAUUCCUGUGGAUUUUGUGGUAUUAGAUAUGGAGGAAGAUAUGUCUAUACCAAUUAUUUUAGGUAGACCAUUUUCAGCAACUGCAGGUACUAUUAUUGAUGUUAAAAAUGGCAAACUCAAAUUUCAAGUAGGUGAAGAAGAGGUAGUAUUUAACUUGAAUGAAAUGGAAAAGUACCCUUCUUUUACUGAUCAUACUUGUUCAAUUGGCACAAUUGAAAUGCUAACCCAAGAGUUGAAUCGAGUCAACCUUGAUGUCGAUCCUCUUGAGCUUUGUUUAAUGAAUAUAGGGAUGCAGGAGCAAAAUGAGGAAGAAAUUGAAGCAUUGGCCCAAUAUUUAUAUGCACAACCUCCCUAUAGGAAAGGGCAUGCAUUCGAGAAUCUUGGACAAGGAAAGAGAUUUCCACCACCUUGGGAGAUAGAAGCUCCAAGACUUGAAUUCAAGCCACUUUCUAGCCAUUUGAAGUAUGAGUUUUUUGGCGAAAAUGAAACUCUGCCAGUCAUUGUUAAGAGUUUUAAGAAAGCACAAGAAGGCUAUUAG